This is a messenger RNA of Fonticula alba, 776 nucleotides long. RefSeq lists its product as hypothetical. The record is from RefSeq and is a predicted model, not a curated record. The transcript has 3 exons. Bases 138 to 584 code for a protein of 148 amino acids. Lineage: Eukaryota; Rotosphaerida; Fonticulaceae.
AGACAAUCCACCCACCAGUGUCAAAUCCCUCUCCUCCCUCUCUUUCGCUCCCUCUCCUCCCUUUCGUUUGCUCCCUCUCCACACACACCCCCCCUCUGUCCGCCUGUCUGCGCAAAAAAAAGGAAGAAAGAUCAACAAUGAGCUCCCAGCAAGCGCCCCCCCGGUCGACGCCGGCCGACAAGCGUGCCCCCCAGGGCCCGCCUCCUGACCCCCGGAUCCGGCGGACCGAGCAGAUCCGUGAGCUGAAUGAGGUGGUCCGGGACCAGCGCGCCUUCGAGCUGCUGCAGUCGACCGCCGAGCUUGAGCGCCAGACCAAGGCUCUGAUGGAGCUCUGUUCGCAUACCAUUGGCAACGUCCAGUCGCAGAUGCACGCGAUGUCCGGCAUCACUCUGCAGGCGGUGGAGAUCUUGGCCUCGGCCGCCGAGAAGGCCAAUGCCCAAACCACCAAGGCCAUUGACGAGGCGCACGAAUUCUUGCUUACCGCUGACCAGAUCUCCGCCAGCAUGGAGCCGGUCAUCCAGCUGGCCGAGCAAAUUAAGGACGUCCGGCGGACUCUCACCGUCUUGGAGGCUGCCUGCGAGUAGACGCGCAUCUCAGGCCAUCUCUUUCUCCAUGUAUCACGGUCAGUCGGAGGCCGACUGACCGGCGCAAGGGGAAGGGGUCUCCCAAGGUGUUGUUUCCUCUGGGCAAGCUCGCGGCCCUGCAGCCAUCCCUCUCAGCGGCCUCAUGCCGCACACGCCCGAAUGUAUGCCACUAAAUCGCCAAAUAUCCAGAGA